UUUUCAUUGCAUCAAUAUCUAAUAGUAUUAGAUUAUUAAAAUAUUAUAUCUAAUAUUUUACAACAUCGUUUUUUUUAAUACGGUCACUUUUCAAUUCGUACAUGCGCAAAGCAUUCUGGGACUCAGCUGUCAUGGCGACGUACACACACAGCACCUGAGCGCUCGAGUUCCUCAAACCUACCUGCGACUUCCGUGUGUUUUGUCUUAAUCCUGAGAUUUGAGCGACUGACUGGUAUAAAAAAACAUGCUGAGUGGAAACAAAGCCGUGGAGCUGCAAAUGCAGAUGCGUCAAAAUGCAGAGGAUCUUCAGAGCUUUAUGAGGGAUCUCAAUAGCUGGGAAGAGGACAUCAAGAAAAAGGAUGAACAGCUUCGUGCAGGAAACCUGGCGGACCCUCAGAAGCCCCUCCCACCUGUAAGAAACAAGGACUACAAGAAGAAGCGCAGGGUCAGAGGUCAAGUCCGGGAUGAGAACGUUCAAGGCGAGCAGAAACCCGUCCAAAGAAUAAAAUCAUACGACUAUAAAUCCUGGGAGAAAUUCAACGUGGACAAGGCCCUCGAGGCACUGGAUAAAGACACCAGCCCGGCUGACUCUAAUGACUCCGACUCUGAGGAAGCGCAAGGAGAUCGAGACCUAGCCAUGAAGGAGAAGGAGAAGGGUAACAGUUUUUUCAAAGAUGGAAAGUAUGAUGACGCCAUCGAGUGCUACACCAGAGGCAUGAGUGCAGACCCAUACAGCCCGGUUCUUCCCGUGAACCGAGCAACCUGCUUCUUCAGAUUGAAAAAAUACUCUGUCGCUGAGUCGGACUGUAACCUGGCCAUAGCGCUGGACAGCAAAUACGUUAAAGCUUAUAGCCGAAGAGGAGCCUGUCGAUUUGCUCUUAAAAACCAUCACGGUGCUCUAGAAGAUUACCAAACGGUGCUGAAGAUGGAGCCGGAGAACUUCGACGCUCAGAACGAGAUAAAGAAACUGAACCAGGUUUUAGGUUCCCAAAAGCGCGAAGAAGCGGAGAAGAGCGAGUCCGAGGUGCCGCUUGCAGAAGCCGUAAAACCGAAGCAGUUGGAACCGGAACAACAGAGACAGCAAGAGGCGGCGGUGCAAAAGGACAGGGGAAACGCUUACUUCAAAGAGGGCAAAUACGAGGCGGCGGUGGACUGCUACACUAAAGGCAUGAAGGCCGACGACACAAACGUUCUGCUUGCUGCCAACAGGGCAAUGGCUUACCUCAAACUUGAGAGAUAUGCUGAGGCAGAAGAAGACUGCACCAAAGCAAUAGCUCUGGACGACACGUACUCGAAAGCUUUCGCUCGACGUGGCACAGCCAGGGUGGCACUGGGAAGACUUUCUGAUGCCAAAGCAGAUUUCGAGCAACUUCUGAAACUCGAACCAGGAAACAAGCAAGCGAUGAACGAGCUCAAAAAACUCCACAUGGGAACCACGGAACAAGCAGAUGGCACACAGAGAAGAACAGUGCAGCCAAUCGACAUACCGGAACACCUCAGAUCCAAAAAGCCGUUAAGAAGAAUCGAGAUCGAGGAAGUUGGUGGAAAGCUCACACCCUUGGCUGAGCCGGAGAGAGUCACGGAGAAGGCGAGCUCCACAGGGUCUGGGUCGAUGUCCAGUGCAUCAGCUUCUUCAUCAGAGAGAGAGAUGAAAUGUGAGGCUCCUCUGUGCUCUUCUUUGCCAUUGGCUAAGAUCCAGAAGAUAGAGGAGAUAUCACAGCCUCCAUCAGAAUCACCAGCUAUAGUCCCAUGUGAGGAUUCCUUCGGAAAAGAGAAUGCAUUGCAGAGAAAGGAACAAGUCCCCAUUAAAACGGAGAAACCCUCAUCAUCGUCCUCCUCUUGUCAAGUUCAACUUCAAGUUCCUCCUCCACCUCCUGCAAACAGCUUCCAGCUAGAAGCAGAUCUAAGAAAGAUUGGUAAUCACCCUGAACUCAUGUAUCAGUAUUUAAAGCAAAUUCAUCCUGAUGAUUUUCAAACGAUUUUCCAAAACACACUGAGUCCUGAGGUGCUCAAUAAGAUUCUGAGCGUACUUCAAGGUUUUUACAUUAAAAAUGAAGACCCAUCACUCAUUCUCUCCAUCCUAAAAAGUUUGUCCAGCGUGAGAAGAUUUGACAUGGUUGUCAUGUUCAUGUUGUCCCCUGAAAAACAAGUGUUACAGGAGCUGUUUCAGUGCAUUUCUCAUGCAGGCCUGGAGGACGAUUCUGUCAAAGCCUUAAAGAAGAAAUAUGGAGUCUAGCUGCUGUGUUGUGGAGAGACGAACGAGGAGAACUGCAUCUCAUCCCUCAAAUAUAGAUUUCAAAUAAUGAAAUAUGUUUGGCUGUGAUUUUUUUUUUUUCACUCCUGGGGGGGGGGAAGGUUUGAUUUUGUAUUAAUGAUCUAUUAACCACCCAAUUCGCUCAUUAUAAUUCAGUUACAUAAUUAUAUAUUACUAGUGAGAGUGUAAACGUUUGUCACAUUGAUAUUGAGUCAUAAUGUAUUCAUUAUUAUAAACUGUAUAAUGCUUGCAAAAAGCAGCAGCAGCUCCGCUCGCUCAGCUGUGGCCCGACCUGCGAAAUAAAACAAAAUCCCACCAUCAAAA
This is a messenger RNA of Silurus meridionalis, 2578 nucleotides long. RefSeq names its product RNA polymerase II associated protein 3 (gene rpap3). Lineage: Eukaryota; Metazoa; Chordata; Actinopteri; Siluriformes; Siluridae. The transcript is spliced from 16 exons. Gene Ontology annotation, molecular function: protein binding. The record is from RefSeq and is a predicted model, not a curated record. Bases 245 to 2236 code for a protein of 663 amino acids.